Messenger RNA from Peronospora matthiolae, 5268 nucleotides. Lineage: Eukaryota; Oomycota; Peronosporomycetes; Peronosporales; Peronosporaceae. The record is from the annotation of a GenBank genome assembly.
AUGGCGUCUCUAGGCGGCGUACGCGUGAGUAUCAUCGAGGCCCGCGGCAUCCUGGCGGCAGACAGCGGCGGCACGAGCGACGCAUACGUGACCAUGACGCUGCUGGACUCGAAGGACGCGGUGAUCGCGGCUGGGGGCAGCUUCAAGACGAAAGUGGCGAAGAAAACGCUGACGCCGCAGUGGCUCGAGACGUUCGUCGUGGGGGACCAACUGGAUCUGCGCGUGGCGACGACGCUGCGGCUCUUGCUCCGUGACGCAGACGGGGCGUUCUACAGCGACGACGUGCUGGGCGUCGUGGACAUCCCCGUGUCGCUGCUCUUGGGGCUGCGCGCACCGCUGGACAAUUGGUUCCAGCUGACGAAGCACGUCAAGAUGAAAACCGACUCGAGCGGGGAGCUCCACGUUGCGCUGGAGCGCCUCGCGUCCGAGGAGGUCAUGGCUCGUCGAGGAACGGGUGUCCCUAUUGACCCGGAGGUCGCGACGAAGCUCGUGGUAGCGAGCAAGGAGCCGCCGAACUUGCUCUACGUGACGUUAAAGUCGGGCAAAGAUCUGCUCGGGAUGGACGACAACGGCACGACGAGUGACCCGAUCGUGUUUCUCUCGUUCAACGGGCAGAAACACGAGUCGACGAAGAAAGAGAGGACGCUGCGGCCGCAGUGGAAUGAAAAGUUUGGGUUCUUCGCGCCGAGCGUGACCAUGACGUUGUCGGUUCUGGUGGAGGAUUACGACAUUACGAUCAAUGACUUUAUGGGCAAAGCAGUUGUGCCAUUGAAGGGUCUGACGCCACAUGUGGAGAAGGAUGUGAUUGUGGAACUAGGCGGCAAGCGAGGCAAGAAGGACAAGUUACAGCGUGGCGUUAUCUUGCUUACAUUGUUGUGGACCUACGCUGCGGAUGCUCGUGACGUUGCGAGAAAGAAGAAAAAGUCGACGUUUCUGCCUUCGUUUGGUGCUCCGGACAAAGACUAUGACUCGAGCGGUGACGAUGGCGUGGAGAUCGAUGAUAGUGCAGCUAACAAGAAGUCGGAAGAGGAGAUGAAGAAGGAGCGAGAAGAGAAGGCAGAGAAGCAGGCAGCAUUAAUGAGUGAGCUCAGCAGCUUCGAAAUCAAGUCUGGCGACUACAAUGUGCAGGUGCAUGUCAUUGAAGCACGCGACCUGGUGCCAAAGGAUUCAACGGGCACGUCGGAUCCAGUUGUGUAUGUUGAGGUCUUUGGGGAGAAGCAACAAACUGCAGUGAAGAAGCAAGUUCUGAGCUGUUUCUGGGACGAUCUGCUCAUUUUUCCGUUCCGGAAUAUGGACAAGUCGGAAGUCGAGAUGGGAUACGUCCGGCUGAGCGUCAUGGAUGCUAAUACGCUCCAACGUGCAGAGCUGAUCGGUGGAGCGCAGUUUGACGUGUCCUACAUUUACUCGCAGGCAAACCAUCAGCUGGCGAACGUUUGGAUAGGCCUUACGGAUAUUUCAAACUCCACUAAUCAAGGCAUACAGGGAUACCUGCGAGCGUCUAUCUCGAUCAUCGGACCAGGGGACAAGCUAAUUCCACCUCCUUCACCGUUCGGCGAAGGUGCGGCUACAGAUAUGAGCAAUGUUAUCAUGCCUCCAAGUGUCACUCAGCAGGUCCACUUUUUGGGAGCAACCAUCCACGUGGCUGAGCACUUGCCGCCCAUGGAUGUUGCUGUUGUCGGAAGAGGUGGUCUGGAUGCUUACAUCAAGGGAUCGAUCGCUGGUGGAGACGCGAUUCGGACUCGUGUGCGCACCAAAAAAGGUCGGCGCGAUGAGCUUUGUCCACGCUUCAACGAGGAACUGAUGCUCGUUAUUCGCGAGCCCUCCAUGGCCGAUUCUAUCCAGCUUGGUGUCUUUGACUGGGAUCAAGUGGGAUCUGACGAACUGGUUGGAUAUGUCUACCAGAGUGUGAAACUCGUGAAGGCAAUGGGUGGUAGAAUCGCACCAUUUUGGGCCAACAUUUACGGAGCACCUUUACGUCUAAAGUCGGUAGGUAUUGGUGACUCCAUGAAGAAGCAGAUGAACACGUAUCCCGAUAUCGCCAGCACGUAUCGCGGUCGUCUACUCAUUAGUUUCCGUAUCUUGACAAACGACGAUAACGAGUUUGACGAGACGAAUCAGAAGCGCAAUACUAAACGUGUUCCGCGGGACUUGUACCCUCGAGAGCGCAUCUAUCGCCUCCGAGCCCACUUUGUGUGGGGUAGCGAAAUUCCGUCAUUCUUGAGCUCCAAGCGUCCCGGGCAGAAGUCUAUGAUGCAGUUGGUCAUGUCGUGUGGCCUGAACGAAAUUGCUUCUUCUCGAAGCCGUAAUGUGAAUGGCGUAGUCGAAUGGAACAACAUGGAGGAGAGUGAAAAGAUGUUGCUUCCUGAAGACAUUUCUCAGGUACCAGACAUCUUUUUGUACUUGUGCAAGGGAGAAGGUGACACUCGAAGAGCUGUGUGCUUUCGCCGCUUUACAGCAAAAGAGCUUCUGGAGGACCAUGGCGGGUUUGACAGUGAAGUAGAGUGGAUUUCGAUGAAGGAAGACCAAGCGAUCGAUGCGCUCGAAGACGAAACGUUCCCAGGUAAUGUGCUGGUUCGCAUGGGCUUUGGAACCGAGGAAAUGGCAAUGCAGACAUCAUGGGACCGCACAGACCUGGAUGCAGUAAACAAGCGUAUUCCGUAUCAGCUUCGCGCUCACAUUUACCAGGGCCGCCGUCUCCCGCCAGCUGAUUCAAACGGACUUUUGGAUCCAUAUCUUCUUAUCCGGUGUAUGGGUGAGAAAGAGAAAAUGACGUCUAAAAAGAGAAAGACGAGAGAUCCGCUAUGGUACGAAACAAUUUACUUUGACGUGAAUCUGCCAGAACUGAAGUAUGCACCUCAAGUGAUGUUGCGCGUCAUGGAUUUUGACGACUUUGACACCAACGAUUUUGUUGGUCUGGCUGCGUUGAACCUGUCGGAGGCACACAUUCGGACAUCGGAAGAGCUGUCAAGCGGCCAUUCGCCAACGCUGCCGGAUCCGAAGUGGCAUCCGAUCAUGUUCCAGGAGCCUGGUGAUUGCGAAGGUGAAAUUCUGGCAUCCUUGGAGCUUAUCCGUAAGCAGUUUCCAGAUGAGAAGGUUCCUCGAGCACUCCCGAUCUUGCCAAGAAACCGCAAAGCUUUUCUUGAGAUCACGGUUCUGGGUCUCCGCAACAUGGAGCCGUAUCAUUUCUUGCCAAUCCAGCUACCGUUUAUCGAGUUUGUGCUUGGUGGCAAGGAGCACGCAGCUCAGGAAAUGAUUACCGAGAAGUCAAAGCGACCGUCUGGAAGCAACCCGAACUUCCUCCAACGCAUUGUAAAGGAGGUAGAGCUACCCGAGAACGCGCAUUUUGCGCCCCGAUUGAACAUCAUUGUGAAGGACACGCGCCUUGGAGGGUUUCAGACGCCUAUAGUCGGCUCUGCUUCCAUCGAAAUGAGCUCAAAGAUUCCGUGGUCAAAGCACUACCGUCCGCCUCAGAACGACACGCUGGCUGAGAUCGAGCUGGAAUCUGGUGACGAGUGGGGAGACGACGCACCUUUGCUCGGAAAGGUUACUCGAGAUAACGACUUUACUCCGUUGGAAUCUGUUGAUAACGGAGCUGGCGUGUUCGGUGCAUUAAAGAGUAUGGGUGUCGAAUUUGACCCCAACGGAAACUUUGACGAAGUGUCAUCUCGUCGAUCAACCGUGGUAGGCGAAGAAGACGAUAUGAAGUCAAAGAAAUACCUUAGGCACCGUGAAUUGCUGGAAGGUGACCUUGAAUCGGAGCUGAAAACGACACCUUUCGAGAAAUAUGGCCUGCACAUCGGCCAAAAGAAGAAGAGUUCAUCUCUCCUGUCAGCAUUCAACCCAUUUGCAAAGAAGUCGAGGGGAGUUGGAGGCGACGUUGGCAUUUACAAGAUGGCUGGGUAUUUCAAGGGCUUGAUUCGUAUCAUUGAGCGUGAAGACGAAAAGCCGCUGUUUCCUAUCGAGACUCUGCUUCAGUCACUGCCGUACGAAAUCCGUGUCUACGCUCUAGAUGGAGUCGGCUUUGCGCCAAUGGAUAUCGGGUUAAAUGGCCGGCCAGGCAAAUCCGACCCUUACUUGCGCUUGACAGUUGGGGACCAAAAGGUCAGCGAUCGCAAGAACUUCAUCGAAGAUACGACUGAACCUGAUUUCUACAAGAUGUUCGUGAUCAACACAAAGCUCCCAGGUGCUAGCAUCCUGACCAUUGAAGCAAUGGACUACGACCUGAUUGGAGGUGACGAUUUGAUCGGUAAGACCACGAUUGACCUUGAGGAUCGUCUGUUCGAUAGGCGAUGGCAGGCGAUGGGGAAAAUGUAUGAAACAUCCAAGCGCUUUCGCUUGAAGCCGCUUGAGACCCGAACGCUCAACAUCCCGACAUCUCAAGCUCCAAUGGGCACGAUCAAGCUGUGGAUCGACAUUUUGAGCCCUGCUCAAGCUCAUGAUUACCCCCCUAUCGAUAUCUCACUGCCUCCACCAGUUGAUAUGGAGCUUCGUGUGGUCGUGUGGAAGGCACGUAAUGUACCUUCGUUUGACACGCUGGAAGACAUGAACGAUUUGUUUUUCCGCUGCUGGAUGGAAGGGUCAGACUACCAGGAAACGGAUAUUCAUUGGCGUGCGAAGAAGGGCAAGGGAUCGUUUAACUGGCGUAUGAAGUUCCCCAUUACUCUCGGUCAUAAGCAAACCAACACUAAGAUACCGUACUUCCAUAUCCAAGGCUGGGACAAGGACGUAAUGUCGGCUAACGAUGCGAUCGGCGAGCAUACGCUCGACCUUGGACCAUCGUUCCGCCAAGCUUACAAACUCAAGUCAAAUGUUCAAGUCUACGAAGAUGACGAGGAGACAAAAAAGAGGAAGAAGAAGGCCGCGUCCAACGAUGACGCUGCAGUAAAAAAGAUUAGGGAGGCCACUGGUCUCUGGGACGACGACGACCCGCCCGAUUCGAAGUGGCUAAAGUUGGAAAGCCUUGAUCAUAAGACCAACACCCGUAGCUUUAUGGGUGAGGUGUGUGUCUCGCUCGAGCUGGUUCCAAUGGAAAACGCAACGCAGAAUCCUGUAGGUCAGGGUCGGUCGGCACCAAACAACUCGCCGUACUUGCCUCCUCCAGCCGGACGUCUUUCGUUCUCGCUCAACCCGUUCAAGGUGCUUAACGACUUGCUGGGACCGUCGAUCUGCAAUCGACUCAUGUGCUGCUUUUGCUGCAUCCUGUUCAUGGUGCUCGUGUACUUCUUAGCACCGUUUAUCAAUGUGGCCAUCGUCGCGAUGAGACCAUAG